This is a messenger RNA of Mesocricetus auratus (golden hamster), 2020 nucleotides long. RefSeq names its product isoprenylcysteine carboxyl methyltransferase (gene Icmt). The coding region runs from base 145 to 999 and encodes 284 amino acids. Lineage: Eukaryota; Metazoa; Chordata; Mammalia; Rodentia; Cricetidae. Gene Ontology annotation, molecular function: protein C-terminal S-isoprenylcysteine carboxyl O-methyltransferase activity. Gene Ontology annotation, biological process: C-terminal protein methylation. Gene Ontology annotation, cellular component: endoplasmic reticulum; membrane. The transcript is spliced from 5 exons. The record is from RefSeq and is a predicted model, not a curated record.
GCCGGCAGCACGCCGCUCCGGGUGCCUGCCCUUCCCGAGCCGGCGUCAGCGGCGGAGUGCGCAGGCGCGGCCUUCGGGUUUCCCCGGCUACGGUCGGCGUUUCGGCCCGCUCGUCCGCCGCCGGCUCUUCCGCCGCCCUGCGCCAUGGCGGGCUGCGCGGCGCGGGUUCCGCCGGGCUCCGAGGCGCGCCUCAGCCUCGCUACCUUCCUGCUGGGCGCCUCGGUGCUCGCCCUGCCGCUCCUCACGCGCGCCGGCCUGCAGGGCCGCACCGGGCUGGCGCUCUACGUGGCCGGGCUCAACGCGCUGCUGCUGCUGCUCUACCGGCCGCCGCGCUACCAGAUAGCCAUCCGAGCCUGUUUCCUCGGCUUUGUGUUUGGCUGUGGUGUGCUGCUAAGUUUCAGCCAGUCCUCUUGGAAUCACUUUGGCUGGUACGUGUGCUCGCUGUCAUUAUUCCACUAUUCGGAGUACUUAGUGACAGCUGUCAAUAACCCCAAAAGUCUGUCCUUGGACUCCUUCCUGCUGAACCACAGUCUGGAGUACACAGUGGCUGCUCUUUCUUCCUGGAUAGAGUUCACACUGGAAAACAUCUUUUGGCCAGAACUGAAACAGAUCCCCUGGCUCAGCACCACCGGGCUGCUGAUGGUGGUGUUUGGAGAGUGCCUGCGGAAGGCGGCCAUGUUCACUGCAGGCUCCAAUUUCAACCACGUGGUGCAGAGCGAGAAGUCAGACACCCACACUCUGGUGACGAGCGGGGUGUAUGCCUGGUUCCGGCACCCCUCCUACGUGGGGUGGUUUUACUGGAGUAUCGGGACCCAGGUGAUGCUGUGUAACCCCAUCUGCGGUGUUGUCUACGCCCUGACGGUGUGGCGCUUCUUCCGUGACCGCACAGAAGAGGAGGAGAUCUCACUCAUUCACUUUUUUGGGGAGGAAUACUUGGAGUACAAGAAGAGGGUGCCCACGGGCCUACCCUUCAUCAAAGGGGUCAAGGUGGAGCUAUGACAGGCAGAGAGGCCUGUGGGACCAGGCAGGCUCCGGCCCUGCACAGCCUAAGACAAAACUACAUCCAGUUGGCCGCCUCAGAAUGAGUUUCUUAAUCAUCUUGUAUGUCACUAAUUACUCCUCAGAAUGUCACCCAAGACCCAGUGGUCAGAAGGCCUUAGCACCAAAGGGCACACUGCGGCGCCCCCUCUGCUUGUGUGGAUGAAGGUAGAGAAACAGCGAACGAGGAGCGCGUCACAGCGCCCAUGCGUGCCCUGUCCACAGUCUCAACACUGUGACCGGGAUACUCGGGAGAGGACACUGCCCCCUGCAGCACUAACACCACAACACGUAGCCAGAGCUGCCGCAUAGCGGCAUUCAGAGUGUAUCCAAAACCUUUCAUUUCACCGAAAGCACAGCCCAGCUUUUCCCGUGUCUGCCCCUAAGUGCACGAGCGUCUGCUCACUCCAGAGCGCCUACACUGCUCAUCAUGUGUGUCAUCAUGUGUACACACCCGGUCCCCAAACACAGCGGUGUAGAUUCAAAGGGACACCGAUGCUUCCCGCCAUGCUGUUUCUAAGACCAACAGGCAGCGCCGACCCCAUCACAUUGUACCCGGGCCGAGGAUGCAGGCCCUGGGGUCUCCUGCAGCCCUGGCCUCAACGAUUCUGUCCCCCAGGAGGUAUUUCCCGGGUGCCUGUGCUGAUGUUGAGAAACACUGCCCUCUGUGUGUUUGGGAUUUUCUUUUCUUGUUUUAUCAUAGCUCAUGUUUCCAUAUCUUUUGUGCUGCGUGUUAGCCUCUCACACUUGUUUUCUGUGUCCUUUCAAAGUCAGUCACCCUCGCUGCUGCUUCACGUGUGUUAGUUUGCUUUCCAGAGGGUCCAGCAUCACUCCUGCACCUGCAAAAGAGUUGGGGCAGUAGCUCUCAAGUAGGCUCCGGUUGGGCGGCGCAACGCGGGCCCACGGGCACCCUUGUCCUGCGGGUCUGGGGAGGACAUUCAGCUGUUUUUUGUUAUUGCACAUAAAAGCUUUAAGCAGUGCG